This is a messenger RNA of Closterium sp. Yama58-4, 696 nucleotides long. Lineage: Eukaryota; Viridiplantae; Streptophyta; Zygnematophyceae; Desmidiales; Closteriaceae. The record is from the annotation of a GenBank genome assembly.
AUGGAGCAGCUAGGAAUCGUGAUUUGUGAAGCACAAGAACACAGCAACUUCCCUCACGCAAUUGGCUGCUGUACCUGGUUGUGCCAUCCACCACACGCCGAAGCUAACGCUCUUCGCUCGGCCAGGUUCUCUGAUUUCCGCGCUCCGGUCCAGGUUCAGCGACUUUCAAUCAUGGAGACUUCUCUACGGCUUAACGCUGAAGACAGGAGCCUGGUCAUGCACGCAAAGGAGAAUUUCGUGAGUGACGGCAACAUCGCGCUUCAGGUCCAUGCGAAGCUGAACACGCAGACAGGCAAGCCUAGCUGCUUGAUUCAGCUCAAGAAGAAAUUCUUCCCGGAAGUUCUGACAAGCAUUGACGUUGGUGCUAAAGUGGACGUUGAGUCGCGAGAAGUUACUUACAGCAUUCAAGGAAAGAAGACCUGGGAGCUAACAGAUAAUGGCCUUCUGUGUCUCGAUCUCAAAGGCGCGUACAAUUACCAGCCUCACACCCAGUCCGGGAAGCCGAAGGCUUCAGUGGAGCUUAGCCAGAAGGUGUUUAAUUUCACAGAGGAUCAAGAUCUGAAGGUCAAGCUGGGGUACAACGUCGUUGCGAGAAAGCCUUACUUGCAGCUGCGCGAGAACAACUGGACCUUAAAUGCUGAGUUACGGGAGACUGCUGGUAAGCGCAUUCACUGGAGCAUUGCUUAUGACUUGUAA